Messenger RNA from Sturnus vulgaris (Common starling), 2335 nucleotides. It is a transcript of the gene CD83, whose product is annotated as CD83 molecule. The record is from RefSeq and is a predicted model, not a curated record. Lineage: Eukaryota; Metazoa; Chordata; Aves; Passeriformes; Sturnidae.
GUCACAGCUUCACUCUGCUCUCUCAGUCCACCCUGCAGAGAGGCACGCUGUUGCUGCUCUGUGAUCUGAAGCAGUAAAAGCCAUGUCUUUGGGAGUCUGUGCUCUGCUCAUCAUCCUGUGCAAUGUUUGGUGCUCGAUCCGUGGGACUUCUGUGAUGAUCCCAGAUGUUGCUGUGAGGUGUGCUGAGGAAGCAGUGCUGCCCUGUAAAGCUCUUCAGGACUCCUCCAUCUCCUACCAGACAGCAUCUUGGUAUAAGAUGGCUGGAGACAGCGAAGGAAUAGUAUGGGAAGUCCUUGAUGUGGAAUCUCACUAUCCACAAGAAGCUGGGGAUUCCUUGGAGCUCUCCAAUGACACCUCCUUUUCACUAAGGAUCAAAAAUGCAACCGGCCGAAACAGCGGGACAUACAAGUGUACUUUGGAGGGGCAGAACGGAGAACGCAAUCUGAGCAGCACAGUCACAUUAAAAGUAACAGGUUGCCCUGGAAUAGAAGAGGACAAAAUAAAAAAAUACAAAGGCGAGCUCUUCAUGCUGACUUGUCUUGGGAUUUUUUACUUGCUGCUCAUCUUCUUUACUUGUACAUGUCUAAGAAAAGAGACUAUAUCUCCCAGUUAUCAAAAACCCAGACCAGAUAUGAAGCACAUGCUCACCCUCAUCAACGUACAUGAAAUAACAACUUUCCAGCAUUCAAACAGCAACAGCACUUGCAAAAAUGACCUUCCUUCAAGUUCUGUCUAAGUUGACGUUGAUGGCACUGUGGACUCAUCAGUAAACACAAGCUAGAUGGCUGAGUGCUAUGGAGAGGAAAUAAAUGCUAAUAUAGGGUCUCUUCAGAACAGCCUGAAAGUACAGGUACAUUGUCAGUGACCUGCUUGUGCUGGACAAGCCUUUGGCAAGCCCUGUUAUGCACUACGGUAACUUUUGAGAGUUAGUCAGCUAAGAAAUACUUUUACAGCUACACAACAUGUUACAAUGCUGUUAUGAGGUUGGUAUCAAAUUUCACUCCUCUGUGAAGCCCUCUUUUUCUGAGAAAGAAUAUGCUUCUAACACGAGGACUGAGUUGUAGGGAGGCCAUGGCCGUGGCCUCUGUGCAAAGCCAGCAGAUGAAGCUCUUCACUGGAUUGAUAUCUCCCACCUUUCCAAAGCAAAACCUGCAGGUGCUGUGGUAUGAAAAGAUGAGUGUGCAAGGCUGUCUCUGCUCUGAGCCUGAUCCUGGAUGAAGUUCCUUUACUGCAAAUGAGAUGUAACUCAUCAUUUGAUGUUCAAGUAGGCUGAAGAGGUAACUUCAUGCUCUUGCACUGGAUGGAUCAAAGCAACAUCCACUCUUAAGUCUUAGAGUGACAGACAAGCUGAGAAGGAAGAAGAUUUUCUCAAAAUCUUUCUGGACUGAAUGAACUUUUUAUCUCAGCAGGAGAAAUAGGGAUGUAAUUUCCAGAUUAAUCGAUAGGAAGCUUCAAUGAGACUCUAAUCUUAAAUAAGAAUGAAGAAGACUGUGAUAUUAAGGACAUGGAAAGAUGACUUAUUGUGCAGUUUACAAAACAUGGAGCCAAAUGUGUGCAAUACUUAUGUCAGUCCAGUUACACCAGUGAGGACCAAAGCCAUGGCUUGGAAGAAACCAACCAACUACAUCUUAGGGAUGUAUUAAGUUAGCUAUGAGAUACAGGAAUGGAAGAUGGGACAUACGAGCUUUUGGUGUUGGCAACGUGUGUAUGCGAAAAAAAAGACAUGAGAAAAACUGAACUCAGGCACGCAGUAAAGGGGAGAGAAGAUUUGUCCUUUUGGACCAAAGUGCAAGUGAUCCUAGGCUCUGAAUCCAAGGAACCACCUUCUAUUGGAUUACUAGUGCAGAAGGGGAAGGAAGAGGAGUCUAAAGUGACUGUGGUUGCUUAUGCCAUAAUGUCAGAAUUUGAGCCCAAACAUCAUAACUUGCAUACCCUGCAGAACACAGUCUUAAAACAUUACUUCAAGAACUGACCGGCAAUAUUAGAAUUUUUAAUGCAGUUUGGAAUUCCAGGCUGUUGAUAAAAAGAUCUUUCUGUAAUCCUUUGACUAAUUUUGAAGUGUUGAUGGGAAGAAAGCUGUACAUCACUCAGCACUGGCUCUGUCAGCAGGGUAGAUGUCUGCAUUGCUGGAGUCCAAGAGGCUCCUGACUAGAAUGACUUACAGUUACAAGGGAUAUGCAAAUUACUUAGAACAUAAUAAAGUAAUGCCACAUUGCCUUUUUUUCUGUAAUUUUUACAUUUAAAUAUGUGUAGGAUACUUGAAAUAAAAAUUCAGAGAUAACCUAACAUUUGUUUUUGUGAGCCACAUAUGGCAAAUAAACCCAGAAAUACUCCG